AUGGCAAAAACGCGAACAUGCACGUAUACCAAUGAAGAUGGACGAAGCAACCGUGAUGACGUUGAGCUGAGGGAACGCAUCAACGAGCUACGAGGCCGCCUGGACGCGCAAAGCAAAAACGAAGAGGCAGAUAACGCAGUGUCAUCAACAUUGGCAGACUCGUCGUCCGCAUCUUCUUUUCAAGGCACGACGCCUAUAUCUUCUUUGGCUUUCUGUCCCAUGAAUGUGCAAAAACGCACAUGCCUCGGCCACCUUAGGACUCAUGGCACCCGUGCGUUGGCCCUGACGCCGACAUUGCCCAACAGCGUCCUACCAACAAACACCUUGGCCCAAGUGUGUGUAGGUGCAGGGCUUCCAGACCUACCUGCAGGGGAGUGGGUUGACUGGGGCCGUUCGCUUCCCCCUGGAUUAGGUAUCACAAAGUGUGUUCACGACGAGGCACUAGCUGUGUUUGGCGCAUACCAGGCGCCGUGGUGUGCGGCGGUGGACAUGAGGCAGUUCAUGAACGACCUCAACGUCUGCAACCUGAUUACUCGCAGCGGACCUCGACCUCCGACACAAACGGCCUCUUACUCGCCACUGUUGCACAACUGCAUUCUGUACCUUGGUCUUCAUAUGCGCCGCGAAAAGUGGCCAGCCGUGACCGAGUCUUUGAACCAGCUGAUGCCUGAACACUGUGCUUCGCUCAUUUUGAAAGAGACCGGUGAUCCGACCCUAAGCACAGUUCUCGCACUCAACAUUCAUUCUUUAGUUUUCAACUUGCACACUGACUCGUCGUCAUCGACUUCAGCGACGGCCCGGUUCAUUCACUUUGGAAUGGUGGUUGCCACCACGCGAGCGCCAAAGCUGAGCCUCACAUCCAAUGUAUGUUUAUUGCCAGCAAUUGAGCGUAGACGGGCAGCUAAAAAAGCUUGGACAAGGCGGCACAGCGAUCCAUUUGGUGGACAGUGGGAAUGCAAGAUGCGUGCUGGGUGCCCACCAACGUUGGAGAUCCCGGAAGGCUUCCUGCUUCCCGACAUUAACACGGCGGUCGACAACGUCUUGUGGUUCGCUGAAGACGAUUCGAAAUCCAGUAUCGCAAAUGGCAUGAAAGGCAUGGCUUCGACAGUGUUCCACUGGACUGCCCGCCUACACCUCGUUCUGGGCAAGGUCCUGGAACAUAACCGAGAGCGGGCUGUACUGCAUCUAGCGCAUGAGAUUGAGGGUUGGCGUACCAGGCAGCCAUUCUCGCAGCCUGCGCUCUACCCGUUACCCCAUGUACUUAACAUGCUCCUCCUCUGCGAUAUGAUCCAAAUCCACUUGUUUCGCCCCUACUACCGGUCAAGUCUGGAGGUUGACCCCUCUGCCAAGGACAGGUGCGACCAGGCGGCAGCGAGUGGUAUCGACCUGCUGCUGGUGUACGAACAUGAACAUGGGCUGCAGAACGGUGUCCUCCCACUCGUUUCUGUGGUGCUCAGUAUUGCCAUUGUCCUCCUCCUGGACCUUGCCUCGACAGAGUGGGGCCAGCCACAACAGAAGGACACCCAGCUUCAAGAUUGUAUCAGGUUCAUGAGCCAGCUUGGCAAAACGUGGGCCGAAGCGAGGCAAGCGUGCCAAUUGAUCAUUACACUCAAAAUGGAAUGGAUGGUGCCGUCGUGA
This is a messenger RNA of Apiotrichum porosum, 1638 nucleotides long. RefSeq lists its product as uncharacterized. The coding region runs from base 1 to 1638 and encodes 545 amino acids. Lineage: Eukaryota; Fungi; Basidiomycota; Tremellomycetes; Trichosporonales; Trichosporonaceae. The transcript is spliced from 10 exons. The record is from RefSeq and is a predicted model, not a curated record.